Molecule: messenger RNA, 1627 nt
Organism: Fusarium odoratissimum NRRL 54006
Lineage: Eukaryota; Fungi; Ascomycota; Sordariomycetes; Hypocreales; Nectriaceae
Product: formamidopyrimidine-DNA glycosylase
Exons: 4
Coding region: 387-1289 (300 amino acids)
Biological process (GO): base-excision repair
Cellular component (GO): nucleus
Molecular function (GO): DNA-(apurinic or apyrimidinic site) endonuclease activity; DNA N-glycosylase activity; zinc ion binding
Source: RefSeq, a predicted model, not a curated record
UUCGAAGCAACCAUCCUCACGCGCCUUUCGUGAAAUUGAGUCUGUGACGCCAUUACUUCCUCCAUACCGCCCGUGGACACAAUAAACCAACCUUUUAUCGUAUAAAAAGAUGCCUGAGAUCGCAGAAGUUGCCCGUAUAGUCCAUUUCCUACGCCUUCAUGUGGUGGGGAAACGCAUCGUAUCCGCUUCUGCAAUAGAUGACAAGAAUGUGUUUGGCAAAGUCGGUACAAGUGGUGAAGAAGUAGAAACUGCUUUGGAGGGGAAGAAGAUCGUUUCUGCAGGAAGCCAGGGGAAAUACUUCUGGUGAGCCAACUCACGGCGUUAUUCCAGGAUCAACCCAACUUAACAACGAUAGGAUAACCCUUGACAAACCUCCGCAUCUAGUAAUGCAUUUUGGAAUGACAGGUUGGAUGCACAUCAAGGAUGAACAGACAGCAUAUACCAACUACUAUAAGAAGAUGAAGGAGGGCGAGCACGAACAAUGGCCGCCCAAGUUCUGGAAGUUCCAGUUCAAGACCGAGGGUUCUCUCGGUGUAGAAGUAGCCUUCACAGAUGCGCGUAGGUUUGGUCGCGUGCGACUUGUCGACUGUCCCGGAGACCAGAUAAGGAAGCAUUCGCCUCUGGUAGAGAACGGACCGGAUCCAGUUGUCGACCAUGAUCGUUUCACCGAAGAUUACUUGCGUUCCAAGAUGCGAGCCCGCCAUGUUCCUAUUAAGGCACUCUUGCUAGACCAAGCGAUGAUAAGUGGAAUUGGUAACUGGGUGGCCGACGAAACACUGUACCAAGCUAAGCUUCACCCUGAGCAAUACUGCGACCAGUUCAACGAUGCCCAAAUCGCCACCCUGUAUGAAAUGAUCCGCUAUGUCUGUCAAACAGCAGUCGAUAAAUUGGGAGACUCGGACGAGUUCCCCGAACACUGGCUCUUCAACUAUAGAUGGGGCAAGGGUGCAAAGGGCGCUGCGAUUAAGCUGCCGAACGGCGAAAAGCUGGCUUUCAUUACAGUUGGCGGACGGACAAGUUGUUAUGCGCCCGGUGUACAGAAGAAGACGGGGAAUACCGCUCCUGGUAUCAAAGAGGAACCUCUCGAAGAAAAGGCCGAAAGUAAAGCCCCCAAGAAGUCAAGGAAGAAGUCACCAGAGGCAGCCGAAGAGAACGUUCAGCCUCCAAAGAAGAGGCGCACAAAGGCUACCAAGAAGGAGACGAAUGGAGACGCCAUAAAGACAGAAGAUGCUGCCGAGGAAGCCCAGCCAGAUCUCGGACGAAGAAGAUCCACCCGCCUAAGGAAGUAGAUGCCUGGUCUUGGCUCUAAGAACGCAAAGGGAUGAGUCGCCAAAUGGUCGAGCUGGUCUGUCCUAGUUUUGUGUAGGAGUUUGGGUCAUUCAAAACUCUGAGGUGUUCUUGUAGUACGUACCUUGGAUGUUGCCCAUCAUGAGUUCUUUGCCCCGUGAGAAAAUUGUAGCCAGUCCUGGACCAAUCCCCAAAUAUUCUAAGAAAGCGGAGUUCUUACUACAUAAUAACCUUUUGGUGUAGAAUGUCUGUUUGCGUUGGGUUCUCCUUUCCCACACUUCGUUAGUUGUGUAGUCUGAUACAACCAAGUAUCAUUUCAUUCCAAGCAAUUAUCCAUUGC